AUGAAUAAUAUGUCGUCUUAUUCAACACGCAAAGAAUGUGCAAAAGGGACUGAUUGUAAACAAGCUGGUAUCGCUCAUUGUGAAGGAUGUACACAAGCAUUUUGUAUUAAACAUUUUAAUGAUCAUCGUCGUUUACUAGAUGAUGAUUUGAACGUUAUCUUGAGCGAAUAUAAUGAUUUCAGGAAUACACUCGCUCUAGAAUCUAGUAACCCUUUUGUAACAAUACGUCUUCAGGAAAUUGAUGUAUGGGAAAAUGUAUCAAUUGAGAAAAUUCAACAAAAAGCAGCAGAAUUACGACAAGAAAUAGUUCAUGUCAAAGUGACUCAGAUUGAAACUUUAUCAAGUAAAUUUCAAACUUUAGCACAUCAAAUACAAGAAAGCAAAGAGCAAGAUGAUUUCAUUGAAACAGAUCUGCAUCGUUGGGCAAGAAGACUUGAUGAUUUAAGAUCGAAUCUUAUUUCACCAACAACGAUUGCUCUCAAUCAACAUCAUCAUAAUCCAUUGAUACCAAAUAUAUCGGUUAGUUUUUUAUGGACAGGAAAUGAAUUAUUUGAUCGUGUUCUCAGCAAUGAUGUACAAAUAGAACAAGAUGGAGAAGUUGUCGAAGGUGUAAGUUUUUUUAUGAUGUACAAUGAAAUACGUGGAAAAAAUAAUUAUGCAUUUGGUUGUCAUAAAGUUCGUGUACAGAUUGAACAUUCAUCAAAACAAUGGACAUUUUUAGGAAUCAAUUCAGCAUUAACUCCCUUACAAAAAUCAUCACAUGAAACUAAAUCUGCUUAUGGUUGGUGUAGCAGUGAUUAUAUCUAUUCAAAUGGUUUAUCUCAAGCGAAUAAAACAAAAUCACCUAUUGAAAUGAAUACAGAUGAUAUAAUUACUUUAAUUUUUGAUUGUGACAAUCGUCAAAUCUCGAUGAUUAAUGAACGCACUGAUGUCAAACAUGAAUUAAUGGUAGAUACAAAUAAUUGUCCAUUUCCAUGGCAGUUUCAUGUUGUGCUUCGUAAUCGUUGUACUCGCAUUCGUAUAUUAGCAACAUAG
Adineta steineri is the source of this 1035-nucleotide messenger RNA. NCBI's taxonomy places the organism in Eukaryota, Metazoa, Rotifera, Eurotatoria, Adinetida, Adinetidae. The record is from the annotation of a GenBank genome assembly.